AUGGCGGGGGACGGACAACCAGUCCGACAUGCAGUCGAGCUGGUUGUUGAACCCACAGUGUGUGGACGUGCAGCAGUGGGACAGCUUGGGCUUGGUGGCCUGGAUGUUCGUGAUCGGGCUUUGGUGUGGGACUUGGCUCAGCUCCCAUAUCUUCACGGAUGCCUCGGACCUCCUGCAGUGUGCGUUGUGCGGCUACUACCUCCUUCUCUUCGACCUCAUGGAGACAGGGGGCUCGAGCACUCGGUACUUUCAUCCGAUAACGCAGGGGAACCUGCUUGCUAUAUGCGGGCACUUGGUGGAGCGAAUGGCCAACUGGCCUGCUGGCUGCCCUUUUCGACCGUCCGCGUGCAUGGAAGACUCCAACGGUUCCAUUUCGGAGAAGUGAAAAGUGGCAUUGUCCAUCGCCUGCCGACCAUCCGAGCUGCCCUGCACACCACCCAGCUGCUUCACGUGCGUCGCAAGAAGGCCAUGGCUAGCUUUGCAGUCGACAAGAAAAAGCUGCUUCCCUGGAAAGCACUGGCGGAUGCUGAAGCCAGCCAGGCCGGGAAACGAGCUUUGGAGACCGUGUGCACGUACAAAGCCUUGACGAGCGUUGGCAAAAGUGCUGCUGACAUGCGGGCUGCCUUGCAAAACUGGUGGAACGUCAUUGGCAAGCAGAUGGUUGCAGAUCGGCUGCGCUCCUGUCACAGCCAAGAGGAGCUGCAGGAUGAGGAGGAGGCCCACUCGGACGUCGAAGACUGUGCCGUGGACCCUGCGAACCCCGAGCUCGACCAGAACCUAGAAGUUGCCCAGACCCUGGCAUGCUUGCAGAAAGAGUCCGAAGCCCUUGCAGAGAUGCACCGCCUGGAAGAUGCCAUGGAUCCCGCUUCGACAUCUGGUGACCUGGUUGCAAAGAAUCCCGCUUCGACGUCUGGUGACCUUGCUGCAAAGGCUGCGAAGGAUCCGGUUCCGCCGCCUGCAAAUGAUCCUGUGACAGUGACGGACGAGCAGCCCGCGAUGACACUGGAGGCCAUUCUGCGGAAGCAUGGCUUGGACAAGUACGAGCCGAUCGAUGGUGACUCCGAGCAUGCGAUGCUGAUCCGACUGCAGAAGCUGGCUCCGGACCAGCUCCGGUUCAUCGCACAGAUGAGGUUGGGCGAAGCCUUCUUGCGGCCUGGCCAGGUGCAACAACCAGAGCGACCCUUGUCACAGUGGAAUCAAUUGCAGAAGGACCUCUCCGAAACCCAACGUGGCUUUGGAUUGCAAGGUGCGAAGCAGGGCCGAGCCGCCAGCUGGUGCUUUUCGAGGUUGGUGGCCGACAAAGCCCAGGAGGUUGCAGUGACAGUGGCAGGGUGCAAGAAGGACGAGGCGAUCCUGCGAGCUCUGACCUGCUUUCGACCCUCCAAUGUUUUGGAUGCCAGUAUGUCCCGAGACUACCAUCUGGUCGUCAUCCGCCUGCACCCUCUGGGCAAGAACCAGAUGGCCCUCGUCAGCAGGGUCUUCCGAAGCAGCCAUGGGAAGAAGCGAAGCGGCAGCAAGCCUCACGAGGAGGCACUCCCUGCGCAGGAGUGCACUGGUUUGCAGCUGGUGUUGCUGCAGCCUGUGAAAGAUGAGUCGAGCAUCUUUCGAGCUACCUGCUGCAGUCCCUGCCUUUGCAUGGGUCCGCACGAGGACCGCGAGGACCUUCCCCGCUUGCUGAUGGAGGUGGCACCGGGAUGGUUCAAGGUUCGAUGCACCUCGACGACCUUGCUACUGGAGGUGGACAGCUCAGCAGCCAUGGGCAUCAGAGCAGUGAAGGAGCUGGAGGAGCCGACCUUCGUCGGAGGCCGGCUUCGCGAACAUCCGCGCGUACAUGGAGAUCAUGCGGAAGAUGUUUGCAAGCACUGCGGGCAAGCCGCUAUGCACGCAGGACGGCUGUGUGCGAUUGUGGUCUGGCAGUUUCAGGCAACUUUGCCACAUUUCAGUGGAUGGUUUUUCCUUUUCUUUUAUUGCUGA
Symbiodinium sp. CCMP2592 is the source of this 1974-nucleotide messenger RNA. NCBI's taxonomy places the organism in Eukaryota, Dinophyceae, Suessiales, Symbiodiniaceae. The record is from the annotation of a GenBank genome assembly.